UAAGAGAAAACAAGGGUUUUAUACCUUUAUUGUUUUUUUUUAAUUAAUAAUUUUGACUGAUUUUUUUUUUCUCUCUCUCUAUUGGAUCGACCAGUGAAAGAUCUCUCUCUCUUAUAGAAAUUCUUUGAGUUGUGUAAGUUUUCUCUGCAAAAUUAGCUCUGAAACUAACAAUAAUAUCUGAUCUUUUCUAGUUAUAUUUUCCCCUCGAUUUCCGCACAUUUAUACUGUUUUCGGCUCCGAUUUUUUCUCUAAAAGACAGAUAAUCUCGAGCUUGAAAAUAGUGAGGUCUUUUUUUUUCACAUACUUUGAGUGAGAAUCUCUCUUCGAAAACCUAAUAAGGUUUUUUUCUUUUAUCUUAUUGGCAUUUUCACUCUCUGGAGGAAGAUUUCAAAGAAGUCUUGUCUGCAACAAAUAAUUUGGUUGGAGUUGGAUUUUUUCAGGAUUUCGAGAGAAGUGUUGUUUUUAGUAGUUGACUGAUUAAUCAGUGAGAGAGGGAGUGUAUGGAUUGACUGAAUAUUUUGAUGAAUCAGUGAUGAUUGUUUCGAUUUUUGAUGAUAAACUGGGAGUUCUUUUGAGUACAUUUUGUGAAUUUGGAUGGAUUUUGGAGUUGUUGGAUGGGCGUAUGAAUGGCAGGGUUUAAUUUUGAGUAUGGUUAAUGAUUUGAUUCAAUUAGAGUGUAAGAAAUUGUUUGGUAAAGUCAUUUUCUGAUGUCGAGAGCAGAGAGGAUGACUACGGAUCCUGCUAGGGAUGGUCCUGUAGAAAGAGACAUUGAGCAGGCCAUCACUGCUCUGAAGAAAGGAGCAUAUUUGCUCAAGUAUGGACGUCGAGGGAAACCAAAGUUCUGUCCCUUCAGAUUGGCAAAUGACGAAUCUGUUCUAUUGUGGUUUUCCGGGAAAGAGGAGAAACAACUUAGACUCAGCCAUGUAUCUAGAAUUGUACCUGGGCAACGCACAGCAAUUUUUCAGAGGUAUCCUCGGCCUGAGAAAGAAUACCAGUCAUUUUCUCUUAUAUAUAAUGACAGGUCACUCGAUUUGAUUUGCAAGGAUAAAGAUGAAGCUGAAGUUUGGUUUGUUGGUCUAAAAGCAUUGAUCUCUCGUGGACAUCACCGGAAGUGGAGGACAGAAUCCAGAAGUGAAGGAUUUUCAUCUGAAGCAAAUAGUCCUAGAACAUACACCCGAAGAAGUUCCCCUUUGAGUUCCCCGUUUGGUAGCGGUGGAGACUUACAAAAGGACGGUGGAGAUCCUCUUCGUCUACACAGUCCUUAUGGGAGCCCUCCUAAAAACGGCCUAGAUAAGGCAUAUUCAGAUGUGGUAUUAUAUGCUGCACCUCCUAGGGGAUUCUUUCCCGCAGAUUCCGCCAGUACGUCGGUCCAUUCACUGUCAUCAGGCUCAGAUAGCAUGAAUGGUCACAUGAAAGUCAAUGCAAUGGAUGCUUUUAGAGUAAGCCUUUCCAGUGCUGUCAGCUCAUCAAGCCAAGGUUCAGGUCAUGAUGAUGGGGAGGCUUUAGGGGAUGUUUUCAUUUGGGGCGAGGGUACCGGAGAUGGUGUCCUUGGUGGUAGCCUUUAUAGAGGUGGAAGUUCAGGUAUUAAAAUGGAUUCACUUUUACCUAAAGCUUUGGAGUCUGCGGUGGUGCUUGAUGUGCAGAACAUAGCUUGUGGUGGACGACAUGCAGCUUUAGUAACUAAGCAAGGGGAGAUUUUUUCUUGGGGGGAGGAAUCAGGUGGCAGGCUAGGACACGGUGUUGAUUCUGAUGUGUCACACCCGAAGCUUAUUGAUUCUCUUGGCAAUACAAAUAUCGAACUUGUAGCUUGUGGAGAAUUCCAUACUUGUGCAGUAACACUCUCUGGGGAUCUGUAUACAUGGGGGGACGGUACUUACAACUUUGGGCUUCUAGGACACGGGAAUGAAGUGAGUCACUGGGUUCCGAAAAGACUUAAUGGACCUUUAGAGGGUAUACAUGUUUCAUCCAUUGCUUGUGGACCUUGGCAUACAGCUGUUGUAACUUCCGCUGGGCAAUUAUUUACAUUUGGGGAUGGAACAUUUGGUGUUCUGGGCCACGGAGAUCGGAAAAGUGUAUCAAAACCUAGGGAAGUGGAAUCCCUGAAGGGGCUCCGGACCGUACGAGCUGCUUGUGGUGUUUGGCACACUGCUGCAGUUGUAGAAGUUAUGGUAGGAAGUUCCAGUUCUAGCAACUGCUCUUCAGGAAAGCUGUUUACCUGGGGAGAUGGUGAUAAAGGUCGACUUGGUCAUGGUGAUAAGGAAUCAAAGCUUGUGCCUACUUGUGUUGCUGCACUGGUGGAGCCCAACUUUUGUCAAGUAGCCUGUGGGCACAGCAUGACAGUUGCUCUUACAACUGCUGGCCAUGUCUAUACUAUGGGUAGUCCAGUUUAUGGCCAGCUAGGAAAUCCCCAAGCUGAUGGGAAGCUCCCUACUCGUGUGGAAGGAAAGCUUCUGAAGAAUUUUGUGGAGGAGAUAGCUUCAGGUGCUUAUCAUGUUGCAGUUUUGACGUCAAGAACUGAAGUUUAUACUUGGGGAAAAGGAGCUAAUGGUAGAUUAGGUCACGGGGAUACAGAAGAUAAGAACUCCCCAUCAUUGGUUGAAGCUUUGAAAGACAAACAGGUCAAGAGUAUUGCUUGUGGCUCUAAGUUUACUGCAGCUAUCUGUCUUCAUAAGUGGGUGUCUGGUGUUGAUCAGUCUAUGUGCUCUGGCUGCCGUCUUCCGUUCAAUUUCAAAAGGAAACGACAUAAUUGCUAUAACUGUGGGCUUGUUUUCUGCCAUUCAUGCAGCAACAAAAAAUCUCUUAAGGCUUCGAUGGCACCAAAUCCAAACAAACCAUACCGUGUCUGUGAUAAUUGCUUCGGUAAACUAAGGAAAUCCAUAGAAACAGAUUCUUCAUUUCACUUAUCUGUUAAUAGAAGAGGAAGUAUGAGUAGUCUAACAGAAGUGGUUGAGAAGGAUGAAAAGCUAGACAAUCGAUCUCACGUGCAGCUUAAUAGAUUUUCUUCAAUGGAAUCCUUUAAGCAAGUAGAAAGCAGAUCUUCCAAAAGAAACAAGAAAUUAGAAUUUAAUAGUAGUCGUGUUUCACCUAUUUCAAAUGGAAGCUCUCAGUGGGGAGCACUUAAUAUAUCUAAAUCAUUGAAUCCUGUUUUUGGGUCAUCUAAGAAAUUUUUCUCAGCUUCUGUUCCUGGGUCGAGAAUUGCAUCACGCGCAACAUCACCCAUAUCAAGAAGGGCAAGUCCACCUCGUUCAACAACACCUACACCAACUCUUGGAGGAUUGACUUCUCCAAAAAUUGUUGUGAAUGAUCCUAAAAGAACAAAUGAUAGCUUGAGCCAGGAUAUCAUGCAAUUAAGAGCACAGGUGGAAUCUCUAACUCAUAAAGCGCAACUUCAAGAAGUUGAGCUCGAAAGAACAACAAAGCAGCUGAAGGAAGCAAUAGCAAUUGCAGGGGAAGAAACUGCAAAAUGCAAAGCAGCCAAGGAAGUGAUUAAGUCGCUUACUGCCCAGUUGAAGGACAUGGCUGAGAGGUUGCCUAUCGGAGCAAUGCGGAAUCCUAAAUCACCAACCAUUGGUUCCAUUUGUUCUACUCCUAUCUCUAGUGAUAUGUCUGCUGCAACACUUGAUCAACUAAGCAGCCCUGUGACUAUCCAUGAACUAGAUUCAAAUGGAUUGAACAACUUGGUUCUUUCAAGUGGGCCAACAACCAGUACACGCAAUUCAAAUCACAACAGACUGGGUCCCUCUGAAGCUACUAGGAAUGGGACCAGAACAGCUGAAGGAGAGGUCAGCCAAGAGACAGAGUGGGUUGAGCAAGACGAGGCCGGUGUGUACAUUACGCUUACAUCUUUACCAGGGGGUGUCAAAGACCUUAAGCGAGUCCGCUUCAGUCGGAGGCGGUUUAGUGAGAAACAAGCCGAACAAUGGUGGGCAGAGAAUCGAGCCAGGGUGUAUGAGCAAUACAAUGUCCGCAUGGUAGACAAGUCUAGCAUUGGCAUCGGAAGUGAGGCUUAGCCCUUCGCCACAUGUAAAAAGCAAAAGAGGGUAAAUCCAGAGUUCAGUUUCUACAUCAUGGGAAAUCCAUGCUGGUCCAUUCAAAAUGGUAAUCGCUUUCAUCUUAUAAUACAAAGGUGGGAAGAGUAAGCAAAUAAGCACUGGUCAAUAUAAGAGAAGAAAAAUAGAGGAUUAAUUGUUGCUAAUAUUUUUUUUCCCCUUUUUCUCUGCAUAACAAAAGUAUGCUAAAGUGUGUAGAAAAGUGUGGAGUGGGUCGAGGGUGUGAGGAUUGUAAAUUCUUAGUAGGUUACUCUGCUUUUCGUUCAUUGCAGCUUCCUUGUAAAUUCUCAAGCAAAUGCUCGAUGAGAGGUACCUUUUUUCUCUUCUCUCUAAUUUUCCCCUUGCCAAUCUCGAUUUUUUUUCUUCUUAAAAACUCAGAUGAUUUUAAUUGAUGAUUGUUCACAUCUUUGUCUUGAA
Molecule: messenger RNA, 4466 nt
Organism: Papaver somniferum (opium poppy)
Lineage: Eukaryota; Viridiplantae; Streptophyta; Magnoliopsida; Ranunculales; Papaveraceae
Product: PH, RCC1 and FYVE domains-containing protein 1-like
Exons: 9
Coding region: 708-4010 (1100 amino acids)
Molecular function (GO): metal ion binding
Source: RefSeq, a predicted model, not a curated record